Ogataea haglerorum is the source of this 2409-nucleotide messenger RNA. RefSeq lists its product as uncharacterized. Gene Ontology annotation, biological process: nucleobase-containing compound metabolic process; establishment of sister chromatid cohesion. Gene Ontology annotation, cellular component: nucleus. The record is from RefSeq and is a predicted model, not a curated record. Lineage: Eukaryota; Fungi; Ascomycota; Pichiomycetes; Pichiales; Pichiaceae. Bases 1 to 2409 code for a protein of 802 amino acids. The transcript has a single exon. Gene Ontology annotation, molecular function: DNA helicase activity; ATP binding; hydrolase activity, acting on acid anhydrides, in phosphorus-containing anhydrides.
AUGGUGGAGGUGGUGAUCCACGAGCGACGAUUCAAUCACCCGUAUACGCCUUACGAUGUUCAGGUGAAGCUCAUGGAGGCGAUCUACGACACUCUCACGGGAAACUAUAAAGUUGGCAUUUUUGAGAGUCCGACCGGAACUGGAAAGACGCUCUCUAUCAUCUGUUCGACAAUGACGUGGUUACGCGAGCUAAAGCAGCGGCAAAACGCCAUUAUUGAUGACGAUGACGAUGACGAGCCUGAAUGGGUUCGCCAGGCGUAUCGAGAGAAAAUCGUUGGACAAAUGGUCGCUGAGGCUCGCGAAUACGAACGUCAUCUCGACGAGCUGGCCAAGACCCAGGGCAAAGCUAUCGAGAAUAAGAUCAAGGAAAAAACGCAUACUCGCAAGCAGAGAAAAGUGGUCAAAGAGGAAGAUCUCGUUCCCGAGGAUUAUUUUGAGGACGAAACAUUAGAGGACAGAAACUCAAAAAUAGCUAACGAAAUAAAGCAGCUCUUGGCUCAGGUGGAAGGCAGGUCAGAAAGAAAUGACAAGGCGACAAAGAUCAAUCAGUGUGACAGCAAGAUAUUUUUCUCGUCACGGACACACUCGCAGCUGAGUCAAUUUGGACAGCAAUUGAGACUCACCCAUUUUCCGUCGUCUCUGGAGACUGUCGACGAAAAAACAAAGUAUCUGGCAUUAGGAUCCAGAAAACAACUGUGCAUUAAUGAGCAAGUGAGCUCUCUAAAAGACGUUCAACAGAUCAAUGAAGCGUGUCUCGAGCUGCAACGCAAGAAAGACGGGGGAAAGGGUUGUAGCUAUAUGCCAAGGCCGGAAACCGACGACCUGACCACGCAGUUUCGCGAUCUCACGUUCUCUGAAAUCCGAGAUAUUGAGGAGCUGCACGAGAUAGGUUCUCACUAUAGAGUGUGUCCUUACUAUAGUUUGCGCCGCGGCAUGGAAAUUGCCGAGAUUGUGUCCAUGCCGUACCAGCUCUUGCUUCAGAAAUCAACCAGACAGGUUCUGGGGCUGGAUCUGAAAAACAGUAUUGUGGUGAUAGACGAGGCCCAUAAUUUGCUGGAUACGAUAUCUUCGCUGAACUCUGCCACUAUUUCCCUCAGUGAGUUGCUAAAAGUUCGCAAGGCGCUCAAGAGCUAUACCACAAAGUUUUCAUCCCGAUUGAACGCCGGGAACAGAAUAAAUCUCGCCAAGCUCAGUAAGAUGAUUACUAUAUUGGCGAGAUUUUUGACAAAGGAUAGCGAUAAGAAGACAGCAGGAACAGAAAUCAAUGUGACGUCCAUUUUUGACGACACCACUGGCGAUCUGCUCAAUUUUCAUUCUUUAGAGACGUAUCUGACCAAAUCCAAAAUUGCAUAUAAAAUAGAGAGCUAUAUGGAAAAGAUUGACGAAAAUCAUAAAGCUGGAACACCAAUACUUUUCAAGAUUCGAUCCUUUCUAGAGUGUCUCUCCAAUCCCUCGAAGAGUGGUAAAUUGUUCUACGAAAGGGAUUCCGAUAAUGGCAUUGCCAUGAAGUACCUUCUCUUGGACCCCAGCGAAGCGUUCAGGGACAUUGUUGAAGAGUGCAAGUGUGUGCUGCUUGCAGGAGGAACGAUGGAGCCAAUUUCCGACUUUACCAGUUUCCUCGUCCCUUACGUGGAAUCCACUCAAAUCAGGUAUUUCAGUUGCGACCACAUCAUUCCGGCUUCAAACUUAGAUGUCUAUCCUGUGAAGAGCCGUCAGGGGGUGGAGUUUGAGUUCUCAUUCGAUAAGAGAAACGAUAAGAAAAUGAUAAAUGCGCUCGGCGAUGCCAUUUUGGAAAUGGUAGCAGCCGUUCCUGAUGGAAUGGUUGUAUUUUUUCCCAGCUACAAGUACUUGGACCAGCUAGUUGACUUGUGGAAAAAUAGCGGGCACUACCACCGAAUCAACCAGGUGAAAACUAUUUAUACAGAGUCGAGGGAGAACGUGGUUGAUAAUGUCUUGCAAAAUUAUUCUCAGUGUAUCCUUGAGCGCAGCGGAGCUGUUUUAUUUGCCGUUGUUGGCGGAAAGAUGUCGGAGGGAAUCAAUUUUUCCGAUGAGCUUGCACGUGCAGUGGCCAUGGUGGGCCUUCCUUUUCCUAAUCUAAUGAGCGGUGAUCUCAUAGCCAAGAGAAAAUACGUGGAGUCGAAAACGAUAGAGAUGGGAGGGUCGCGUGAGGACGCAGUGGCAAACGCGCGCGAGUUCUACGAGAAUAUAUGCAUGAAAGCGGUGAACCAGAGUGUCGGUCGUGCCAUCAGAAAUAUCAGAGAUUACUCUGUGAUUUACCUGAUAGAUGUACGGUAUGGAAGACCACAUAUCCAGCAAAAGCUCUCUGGCUGGAUUAAAAAACGCAUUGAGCAUGGUGGAGAAGUGAGCGAAGUCAUCAAACAAACGAAACGUUUUUUCAUGAGCAAAUAA